Rhipicephalus sanguineus (brown dog tick) is the source of this 1664-nucleotide messenger RNA. RefSeq names its product F-box/WD repeat-containing protein 4. Gene Ontology annotation, biological process: SCF-dependent proteasomal ubiquitin-dependent protein catabolic process. Lineage: Eukaryota; Metazoa; Arthropoda; Arachnida; Ixodida; Ixodidae. Gene Ontology annotation, molecular function: protein binding. The record is from RefSeq and is a predicted model, not a curated record. Gene Ontology annotation, cellular component: SCF ubiquitin ligase complex.
AACGAGAGGUCGUCCCAGCAGUCCCCGAAGGCCCCGUGAGGUGCACGCACGUACGCGCAAUUCGGAGUUUGAAAAUGUAAAAUUUUUCUAGAAAUAUUUCCCAGUCAAGUCCAUAGGAAGAUGAAAAUCACAGAACCACACCUCGAAUCAACGUCAUCGCACGCUAACCCGUCUCGAGUGCUCCAGCGUUCCACUGCGGUUCAGAAUGUCGCAGUCGGACGAUAUGUUUGUAUUGCUCCCACCUGAUGUACUGUAUAUCAUAUUCUCCUUCUGCGAUGUGCGGACUCUGGGGCGACUUAGCUGCGUAUGUAGGCGCUUCAACGCUUUUCUCAAGCAGAGCUACGUUUGGAGCCAGAGGAGCAGGAACAUUGUCGCCACAAACCAACGCGAUAGACGAAUUCUGCAGCGGUCACUACAUGUGCUGGAGGCGGUUGAAAAAUGUUGGCAAUCAGUCCGUUGGCAGACCGGCCGCUACGAAGAAAAGGUACUCCUGCAGCAUCAUACAAUGUACAUACCAUGGCUUCAUUUGGAGCGGGAUGUGCUCUGGUACAGCAAGGGAGCCGUUAUUCUCAAAUUUGAACGACUGGAAGAUGGAACGAUCGGAGAAAAUGUAUUGCUGACACUUCGUGGACAUAGAGACGAUGUUGGCCAUUUUGUCUGCAAAAAUGGCCUGGUAGUCGGUGGGGGAAACGAUGGCUCCCUUUGCAUCUGGUCAGCUGAACAAGGAUCUUUGGUGCAUUGCCGUUGGCAUUGCAACAGCAAGGCCAUCAACAGUGUCGACUACCGUAGGAAUGUUGUUGUGACAGGGUCUCAGGACCGAACUGUAAAGGUGUGGAAAUUGAGUGGACAGACUUCAAUUCUGGGCUACACCAUCCCCAUCUGGGAUCGUGUCUGCUCCGUGGCGAUCCUGGAAAACAGCAGAGUCCUCCUGACUGGUUCCGCUGGCUGCAAUGGUGUCUCACCACUUCAGGCCUUUGACUUGGCUUCAGGGCGCCAUAUCACUGCAUUGGGGACAAGCCACCGCAACGGUGCUGGUGUGCUGCAUGUGUAUCCAGAGUCUCCAAUAGAGCUGCUGUCCUGUGGAUAUGACACAUUCAUACGACUGUGGGACUUGCGAUGUGCUACCAAAUGCGUUCGAGCUUGGGAGGACCCCCAUGACUCUGCAGUCUACUGUGUGGCCACAGACCACAAUGUGACAGUGCUGAGUGGUACCAGUCGUUAUGGUGUAGUGCGUCUGUGGGACAAGCGCAUGACCAGACCAGUGAAGUGGCAAACGUAACAGCCCAGUCUAUUCAUUGGCAUUUGACCCAUGUUACAUGUAUGUUGCCCUUGACCGGUCUCUCAACAUGCUGUCCUUCACGGGACCUUCGUGGACUCCCCAAGCUGCCACCUAAGUGUUCUAGUCGACCACCUCUCCAAGGACAGCCUCUAGCAGUGCACCAGCAACCAGCGUGCCAUGUCCUCUGUUUUUAAAAUGCCCGUCCAUAUGUGCAAGUCAUUGCAGUAUACUUUUUUUGUUGCCGAGUGAGAGAGGAGUAGGGAGGGGGGGGGGGAGCAUUGUUUCUGAGGGCAGGAGGGAUUACUGUCAUUCAUUUGUAACCUUUGAGGUAAACUCCUCAGAGGUUUUUGCUGUUGUCUUCUGAAUAAAGCACCACUGCAUUACA